Messenger RNA from Malus domestica (apple), 3228 nucleotides. Lineage: Eukaryota; Viridiplantae; Streptophyta; Magnoliopsida; Rosales; Rosaceae. The record is from RefSeq and is a predicted model, not a curated record.
UAUAUAUACAAACACACACACACACACAUAAACACAAGCCCCUUCUUAGCUGGGAUCUUGUUCAACUUCGGCAAAAAAUGAGAUGAGAGGACUAUUGUAGGAUCGUAUAUUGACCGUGUAAGACCCUCGUAUUCUAGAGCAAAAAAGAGGUCCUAUAUGGUGAGUACAUGGUCCUUAGAAUGUAUCCCACUUUUGCUAUGGUACAACGGGAUUCCCAAUAAGAAGCUGCUCCUAUAUAUGUAUACAUGAUUUUAACAAUAUACACGGAUUGAUUUUAUAGAACUUCCGAACGAGAUAGGCAGUUUAGGUCAGUUGGAGGAGUUGUUUGUGCAGGACAAUGCCCUAAAGGCUCUGCUUUUGUGCCUGUCCUUAACAUAUCUUCUUUGACUACUUUGGCUUUAUCCGGAAACAACAUGAGUGGUAUUCUUCCGGACAAUAUGUGUGAGCAUCUUUCGAGUAUUCAACGAUUUUCUUUGAAUCAAAACCAGUUUGACGGUCUGAUUCCCUCCAAACUGUGGCAAUGCAAAGAGCUUCGUGUAAUUGCAUUAGAGUCUAACAAUUUCCGUGGGAGCAUACCCAAAAGUCUUGGCAAUUUGACCUACUUAACCGAGAUUUUUCUUCGUUUCAAUAAUUUAACAGGUACAAUACCGGAUGAGAUUGGUGAUCUUCCGCAGUUAGAGGUUUUGAGAUUGGGUGCUAAUAAUCUCAAUGGUGUCAUCCCAUCCAAGCUCUUCAAUAACUCCAUGAUUAGAGUAAUAUCGCUUACUUUAAAUCAGCUCUCAGGUGGCCUCCCAGCAAACAUAGGUCUUAAUGUUCCAAACCUAGAAUUCUUUUCUGUAUCCUCCAAUAACCUCGUGGCCGGGACACUCCCUAACUUCUCCAAUGCUUCCAAGCUCAGGGUCCUAGCCAUGGACACAAACUCAUUUACCGGGUUUCUUCCUAGCACGCUCUGUUCCUUGAAAAACCUCGAGCUUCUUUUCUUGUUCUGGAAUCAUUUGACGAUUGAUGCUUCUACUCUCUCUUGCUUGUUUAAUCUUAGAAAUUUGACAAAAUUAGACUUGGGAGGUAAUCCAUUAAACACCACGAUUCCAGCUUUUCGUGGGAAUCUCUCUACGCCACUCACAUAUUUUGAUUUAAGCAUUUCCAACAUCAGGGGUAACAUUCCCGUUGAUAUUGCCAACUUGAGCAGCUUGAUAGAACUACAUCUGGAAAUCAAUCAGUUGAGUGGAGCAAUUCCAACAUCAAUACAGAGGCUAAAAAAUCUCCAAGGUUUGUUUCUGUAUGAUAACAAACUGCAAGGACAUAUCCCGUAUGAACUCUGUCAACUAACCAACCUAGCCGAGUUAGGUUUGGGUCAUAAUCGGCUCUCUGGUUCUAUUCCUUCCUGCUUGGGUGGUUUGGCAGUAGCUCUAAGAAAUCUAUCGUUAGAGUCCAAUUUGUUAACUUCAAAAAUACCAUCUUCCUUGUGGGAACUCAAGUAUGUAUUGCACCUAAACUUGUCAUCCAAUUCUCUAGUUGGACCACUCUCAGAAGACAUCGGAAAGUUGAAAGAAGUGGUGGAUAUAGAUUUAUCAAAUAACCACUUCUCCGGAAACAUUCCCGGUAGCAUUGGUGGUCUUCAAAAUAUGAUUAAUUUGUCCUUGGCAAACAAUUAUUUACAAGGCCCUAUUCCCAGUUCAUUUAAAACCUUGCUAAGCCUAGAAUUCUUGGAUUUGUCCCAAAAUAAUCUAUCUGGAGAGAUCCCAAAGUCAUUGGAAGCACUCUUGUAUCUCAAGCAUCUGAAUUUGUCUUUCAACAAACUCCAAGGAGAAAUUCCAACCGGCGGGCCUUUCGGAAACUUCUCUGCCGAUUCAUUUGUAUCCAACGGUGCGCUCUGCGGUGCUUCCCGACUCCAUGUUCCCCUGUGCAAAAAUAGAACAAAAGUUAAGCCAAAUUGGAGGAAAGCUAAAUAUAUCAUCUCAGGGGUCAUACCAGUAAUACUCCUAGCGGCCGCUGCAUUGAUUCUGAUACUAUGCAACAAAAGGAAUGUCGAAGUUGUAAGAGAAACUGCCUCGCUACAUCAAGUUCUUUGGAGAAGAGUUUCGCGCCUAGAACUUGUAAAUGCGACAAAUGGAUUUCACGAGAGUAACUUACUAGGCACGGGGGGUUUUGGCUCAGUAUACAGAGGAACACUUUCAUACGGGAUAGACAUUGCCGUCAAGGUUUUCAAUUUACAGGUAGAAGGGGCAUUCAAAAGUUUUGAUAGGGAAUGUGAAAUGCUAAGCAAUAUCCGUCACCGGAAUCUUAUUAAAAUCAUAAGUUGCUGCGAUGAACUUGAUUUCAAAGCCCUGAUACUUCAAUUGAUGCCUAAUGGAAGCCUCGAAAACUGGUUGUAUUCUCCAAACAGCUCCAUGAAUAUCCUGCAGAGGCUGGACGUAAUGAAAGAUGUUGCAUUGGCACUGGAAUAUCUUCAUCAUGGUUACUCGGUACCUAUUGUUCAUUGUGAUGUGAAACCAAGCAAUAUACUACUAGAUGAUGAUAUGGUUGCACAUGUUGCUGAUUUUGGCAUUGCAAGACUCAUCGGCGGUGGACAUUCGAUGACAGAAACCAUGACCCUAGCCACAGUUGGAUAUAUGGCUCCAGAGUUUGGGAUGGAAGGAAGCGUUUCGACAAGAGGGGAUGUGUAUAGUUUUGGUAUUGUACUCAUGGAGACAUUCACAAAAAGGAAGCCAACGGAUGAGAUGUUUGUUGGGGAAAUGAAUUUAAAGCAAUGGAUUGCAGAUUCAUUAUUUCCAGAUGCUGCAAUAGGUGAAGUUGUGGAUGCCGAUAUACUUGGGGCGGAGGAAGAUGGUGAUUUUGUGAGCAAGAGGGAUUGCUUAUCAUCCGUUAUGAGAUUAGCUUUAGCUUGUACUGCAGCAUUGCCGGGAGAGAGGAUUAACAUGAAAGAUGCUGCAAUCACACUCACCAAAAUCAAGACUAAGUUUUUGAAGGACUGUGAAGAAGAUGCUGCAAUCACACUCACCAAAAUCAAGACUAAGUAUUUGAAGGACUGUGAAGGAGUGAACUCUUAGUUCUUUUUGUUCUCUAUAUUUUCGGAUCCAUUUUCUUAUUGUUGUUUUCGAUCUGCAAAGACUACAUUAUUUUCGUAUAGUGACGGAUAUGACAGUAUGUGUAUAUUCCUUAAAUUGAAAUGUUGUACCUGUAUUUGACUAGGCAAUGUGACCAGUAGUACCAAGAUUGCAAUUCCAA